Cervus elaphus (red deer) is the source of this 4642-nucleotide messenger RNA. RefSeq names its product ring finger protein 43 (gene RNF43). The coding region runs from base 954 to 3305 and encodes 783 amino acids. The transcript has 10 exons. NCBI's taxonomy places the organism in Eukaryota, Metazoa, Chordata, Mammalia, Artiodactyla, Cervidae. Gene Ontology annotation, molecular function: ubiquitin protein ligase activity; frizzled binding. The record is from RefSeq and is a predicted model, not a curated record. Gene Ontology annotation, biological process: Wnt receptor catabolic process; ubiquitin-dependent protein catabolic process.
UCCCAGGGGAGGGAGUCCGAGCUAGAACACCAAUUACAAACCACAGGCUUCCUCCUCUAGGGAGCUGAUCCAGAAUUGUCUUUCUGGAAGGGAAGCACUCGAAUCCCUCCGAACUUUCCAAGUUCCAUGAUUCAGAGACCUUGCCUUCUCCCUUUGGGAUUGUCUGUGUUCCUGGUAGUGAAUUGUUGCUGGUGUAUUUGCUUCUUUGCUCUUUCAAGAUCUCAUCAUUUUUAUAUGCGGUUUGGGGAGAAAAAGGACUUUUGUUAGAAAGGAGAUUUCAGAAAUGGUUUUGGAUCCUCUCUAAGUGUUUUUAGAGUUCUUGGGGACAGUAGCUCUAACCUUGGAGUAAGUUUCUGCCUUUGACCUGCAUGGAUUAUUUUUUCAGGCUGCGGAAUUUCUCGGCUCCUACCUGCAGUGUGGGGCACUUGGUUUGGUUGCAGAGUAAGAAGGUGGAAGAAUGAACUGUACUUGGUUAAGCAGUUGAAACCUUUUCUUGAGCAGGAUCUAUAAAAGCAUAAUUGAAUUUGUUUCACCCCCGUGGAUUCCAGUGGGCCCGACAGCACAACAGUGGCUCGAGAAGUUGUUGCAUAUGCAAGACCAGCACCAGGUGAUCUGACAUAAUAAAAAUUCAGGAUGUGACAUUCAACCUCAAGCAACAUUGAAAAUUCCAAAGAGAAGUGCGAUAUCUUUACUAAUCAUAGUGAAGAUGGGAGAAAAUGACAUACUUGAAGCAGAAGUAGGCUGACAAUAACCUUCUUCCCUGCUUGAGCAGGAAUACCACCUGUCCUUGGGAAUAUACUUUAGAGAAAGGAAGGGCCAAAACUACGACUCGGCUUUCUGAAACUGAAGCAGAAAUUUCUUUUCCUCCGUUUGUCUGGAUUUGAGAACCUGCGUUUGGUCUCAGCUAGUGGAAGCAGUAUGUAUGGCCGAAGUGCAUCGCUGCAGCUGGUAGCAUGAGUGGCGGCCACCAGCUACAGCUGGCUGCCCUCUGGCCCUGGCUGCUGAUGGCUACCCUGCAGGCAGGCUUUGGACGCACGGGACUGGUACUGGCAGCAGCGGUGGAGUCUGAAAGAUCAGCUGAGCAGAAGGCUAUUAUCAGAGUGAUCCCCUUGAAAAUGGACCCCACAGGGAAACUGAAUCUCACUUUGGAAGGCGUGUUUGCUGGUGUUGCUGAAAUAACUCCAGCAGAAGGAAAAUUAAUGCAGUCCCACCCCCUAUACCUGUGCAACGCCAGCGACGACGACAAUCUGGAGCCUGGGUUCAUCAGCAUCGUCAAGCUGGAGAGUCCCCGACGGGCCCCCCGCCCCUGCCUGUCGCUGGCCAGCAAGGCCCGGAUGGCGGGGGAGCGGGGAGCCAGCGCCGUCCUCUUUGACAUCACAGAGGAUCGUGCUGCUGCUGAGCAGCUGCAGCAGCCCUUGGGGCUGACGUGGCCCGUGGUGUUGAUUUGGGGUCACGAUGCCGAGAAGCUGAUGGAGUUUGUGUACAAGAACCGAAAGGCGCACGUGAGGAUUGAGCUGAAGGAGCCCCCGACCUGGCCAGAUUACGAUGUAUGGAUCCUCCUGACGGUGGUGGGCACCAUCUUUGUGGUCAUCCUGGCCUCGGUGCUGCGUAUCCGGUGCCGCCCCCGCCACACCAGGCCGGACCCCCUUCAGCAGCGAACAGCCUGGGCCAUCAGCCAGCUGACCACCAGGAGGUACCGGGCCGGCUGCCGGGGCGCCCGGAACGAGUGGCCAGACUCCGGAAGCAGCUGCAGCUCCGCCCCGGUGUGCGCCAUCUGCCUGGAGGAGUUCUCCGAGGGCCAGGAGCUCCGGGUCAUUUCCUGCCUCCAUGAGUUCCAUCGUACCUGUGUGGACCCCUGGCUGCAUCAGCAUCGCACUUGCCCCCUCUGCAUGUUCAACAUCGUAGAGGGAGAUUCGCUUUCGCAGUCCCUGGGACCCUCUCGAGCUUACCAGGAACCAGGCCGGAGGCUCCACCUCAUUCGCCAGCACCCCGGCCACGCGCACUACCACUUGCCCGCUGCUUACCUGUUGGGCCCUUCCCGGAGCGCGGUGGCUCGGCCCACCCGGCCCGGCCCCUUCCUCCCGUCCCAGGAGCCAGGCGUGGGCACCCGGCACCACCGCCAACCCAGAACCGCACACCCCCGGGCUCCGGGCGAGCCCCAGCGCCUGGCGGCGGCCCCGCGCCCCUACGCGCCGGGCUGGGGGCUGAGCCACCUCCGCUGCACCUCCCAGCACCCGGCCACCUGCCCCGCGCCCCCUCGCCGGACCAGGCCUCACGACAGCAGCGGGUCCGGAGAGAGCUACCGCACGGAACGCAGCGGCUACCUGGCUGACGGGCCAGCCAGCGACUCCAGUUCCGGGCCCUGUCACGGCUCUUCCAGCGACUCGGUGGUCAACUGCACGGACGUCAGCCUGCAGGGCAUCCACGGCAGCAGCUCCACCUUCCGCAGCUCCCUGAGCAGUGACUUCGACCCCCUGGUCUACUGCAGCCCCGACGGGGAGCCCGCGGGGAGGGCGGCUCCGCCUCGCCUGGCCUCCCGGCCCCGUUCUCUGGACUCAGUGGUGCCCGCGGGGGAAACGCAGGUUUCCAGCCACGUCCACUACCACCGCCACCGGCACCACCACUACAGAAGGCGUUUCCAGUGGCACGGCAGGAAGGCUGACCCCGAAACUGGAGUCCCCCCGUCCAGGCCUGCCGCUCCUCGGACACAGCUCCAGCCAGAGCCGCCUUCGCCCGAUCUGCACGCGGCCAGGUGCAGCCCAGCAGCGCUUUCAGGGCAGCCUCCCGCCCUGCCGCGGCCCCGGGCCCUCACCGAGCCAGCCCCCGGGCCACCCGCCGCCUCCAGCCCCAGCCCCGCAGCCAAUAGCCUUUUCCACUUACAGAGAUCCAGCCUCUCUGUCCGACACCCACAGCGGAGACGGCGAGGGGGACCCCCGGAGCCCACCCCAGCCUCUCGAUCCCAGGACUUGACUACCCACCCAACUUGCCAGAUUUCCCCCCAUUAUGGCCCAAGUCUGGCACACCCUUGGUCCCCAGAGGCCCACCCACUGAUCUUCGGACAUCCAGGCCUGGAGAGGAGGCUGCUACCAGAAGCCCUGGGCCCCACAUACCCGAGUUCCCAGCCAGUGUGGUUGUGUCUGACUCCACGCCAGCCCCUCGGACCGCACCCAUCUGGGGAGGGGCCUUCCGCGUGGAGUUCUGGCACCCCGGAGGGCAGGCCAUGCCCUUACCCACACUUCCAGGUGCUACCAGCCCAGCCUGGCACAGAAGAGGAGCUGGAGGAGCUGUGUGAACAGGCCGUGUGAGAUGUUCAGUCCUGGCUCCAACCAAGAGUGCUCGCCGGAUGACUUGGGGCCCUCCCUGGCACAGAGUCCUGCUCCUCAGAAAAGAAAGGACUUCAGAAAACAACCCCCCCCCCUUUUUUUUUGCCACAUUCCUGGAACCACUGGCAGAGGGUGGUGAUGGUGGGUGGCAGGUAUCUUCUCCUGCUCCCAGCUCCAGCCCUUGUCUGCAGAACUAUCUGUGUCCAGCCAGGCAACCAGCUACCACUGGUGUGGGUGGGCUCCCUUGCAGGCUGUACUUUUCUGAGAGCAGGAAGCUAGGCACAGGUAGACAGGUGUGAUAAAGGUGGUGCUCCUUCACCAGCCUGAGGACUUCUCCUUCAUCCCAGGCCUCAUGUUCAUACCAGCAAAUGGGUUCAGCUGAAUGAAUGAACCCUGCUCACCUCCUUCCUGAAGACAGUCUUGCGCACCAGCUUUGGCUUCCCCUCAGUAAGGCUGCUGUAUCAAUGGCAAACCCGGUUCUUAUUGUUUUCCUUCUUUGCCAAAAGAUGACGGGCUUUGCAGCCUCACCAGGCAUGGCCUGCCCUGGUGCACAAGAGGAGUUUUCCCUCCUUGUCCCUACUUGUCAGCUCCUCUGUAUUCAGUCCGAGGAGAGGCCAGGGUGUGCAGUCCCUGAGAACCUGGGGUGAAGCCUCUGAUCUUCAGGCUCCCUGGUCAUUCCAGCAGCCCCAGUCCCUCUGGGCGAGAGUGGUGGGGGUAGUGGGAAGGGACUCACUCUUCCUUGGAGAUCACUUAGCUGGAAAUCCCAAAGGAAGUGGAAGAAGAGGAUUUCUGCUGGACUUUAUUUAGGAAGAGGGAGGAAGGGAUGAAGGUAGAAAAGGCUGAAUUACAGCUGAACAAAGAAUUUUUCUCUCGACACUUCCUCUCGGAGCAGGGAUAGGUAGAACAAAGGAGGAGCAGUUUGGGGCCCUUGGAUUAGAUGGCCUGGAGGCCCAGCUUCCCAGUAUAAGCCAUGCAGGUCAGAUCCACACAGUGUGGAGUGGGGUCAGAGAAGGAAGUCGGGCCUGGGGCAGCUGAUCCCAAGUGGGCAAGAGCUGAGGGGCCUCCUCGGGGCGACGUUCGCCCUAGGGCAGCUGGACCAUCGCUGGCCCCCUCAGGCGUUAUCCCAUUUGGAAUGUGAAUGUGGGAACAGAGUGGGCGCAGCACCCCACCUGGGGAUCCUCUUCCCUCAGAAUCAGUGGGGAACUAGCACCUAGGCACCCACGUGGGUAUUUAUAUCUGAACAGGCAGAAGGACGCUUGAAUUCAGGCAUUAUGAUGAGAAAUGUAUUUAUUUGCUAAUAUAUUUAUCCAUAAACUUGA